This is a messenger RNA of Parasteatoda tepidariorum (common house spider), 2539 nucleotides long. Its product is annotated as protein ILRUN. The record is from RefSeq and is a predicted model, not a curated record. Gene Ontology annotation, cellular component: phagophore assembly site. Gene Ontology annotation, biological process: macroautophagy. Gene Ontology annotation, molecular function: ubiquitin binding. NCBI's taxonomy places the organism in Eukaryota, Metazoa, Arthropoda, Arachnida, Araneae, Theridiidae.
UCACAAAAUAUAUCUGGCAACGAAUCAGCUGUGUUGGUAAAAUUUGUGAUUGCAUGUUGACGUCAUUUAUUUUUAGCCUUUAGAAAUAUAACAAAAUGAAAAUUUGCUUUUUUUUCUGACUUUAGAUAUGCUUUAAAAAACUUACAUUUAGAUCGUCAUCUUAAAUCAAGAAUUUAGUGAAUGUAUUUAUGCGUUAAGCUAAAUUAUUAAAAAUGGACAUCGACAGAGAUCUUGAUGCUGGUCUAUUGCAGCAAUUCAGCUGCUUGGGAACAACAGAUAGAGAAGUCCUCAUUUCGCAGCUUCAAAAACUUUUAGGAGAUCAAUUGAAUCCUGCUGGAUGUGCUUUCUUUCUGGACAUGAAUAAUUGGAAUUUACAAGCUGCCGUUUGUUCAUAUUUUGACUUUGAUUCACCAAAGGAUAAGUUACCCAGAAUGGCAUUUGUUAGAGAUGUCACCAUUGGUGAAGGAGAAGCAGUUCCACCUAAUAUGAAAUUUGUAAAAACUUGGAAGAUUCAAAAUCCUAGUGAUGAGCGAUGGCCUCCAGGAUGCUGUUUACGCUUUACAUCUGGUGAUCAAAUGGGUCUCACAGAGAGAGUUUUAGUUGAGGCAUUAGGACCUCAUGAACUGACAGAUGUAUCUGUUCAAAUGACAAGUCCUCAAGCACCUGGAAUGUAUCAAGGGCAAUGGAGAAUGAGUACUGCUACAGGACAGUUUUUUGGAGAAGUGAUAUGGGUUAUUGUCACCGUGGCUGAAGGUGGCUUACUUAGUAUAACUCAGCAGAUGGAUGCCUUUCAUCAUCUUGGAUCUCCACCAAGGACAUCAGUAGUGUCUCAAAAUCCUUUUUCAUCCCAUGCAAAAUUUGGAGAAGUACCUACAUCUAUGGAAGCACUUUCAGAUUCUCAAGUUAUGCCACAUCUUUCAUCUACGAAUGGGGAUAAUUCAUAUACUCAUCAAAAUAGUAUAGCAUCGCCAUCACUAAGGGCUGAUCAUCAGGAAUCACCACAGCAGUUCCUUGGGUCUCCAAAUGUUACCCAGAAUUUUUUAAAGAAUGAAUCAUCUAAUGAAGAAAUGAUUUCUUAAUUUGUUCAUGUUGAAUUGAAACAUUUGUAUUUUGUGUGUUUUUUCUUUAAUUUUCAGUCUUAUCUUGAAAUUGACAUAAUGAAUUUUAUUUUAAAAGCAUAUCUCUUUUAAUAUUUUGUUGGUUCUCUUACAUUCUAUUUAUUGCAGUUCAUCAAGUUAAUAUUAAACUUUGUAAUCACUUUUAAUGGAAUUGGACUUUUUUAUUUGUUAUGUUUUCUUAUUGCAUUACAUAUUCACUUUUAAAAAAAAUUAUUUUAAGGGCCAAGUAAAACUUAUCAGAGCAAUAUUUCCUAACAUACUCUCUUUGUGUUAGUCUUUUUCUUAGACAUUUAAAGCAUAGUACCUUGAUUACUCAAAGCAUAACUACUAACUUUACUAAAAUUUCUUGUAGACUGGUUGAAUUUUCCAAUUUUUUCUGUUUUAACCAAAAAUCUCCUCUGCUUUGAAGCAUCUUAUUAUCUAAAUUAUUAUCUUUAUUAGAAAAUUAUUGUCUAAAUAAUUUUCUAAGUUAUUAAAUAAUUUUCUAAAUAUUUAAAUAAGUAUUUCUUCUAAAUAUUGUAGUUAAUUUCAUUUAUAGUAAUCAAUUUGUAGCUACUUUUAUUUUAACAUACCAUUUUUUUAAAAUGCAGUUUCUUUAUUAUUAAAUGUAAGUAUAUUUUAUGCAUCACAAAAGUAUGCAUUCAAAAAUAAUCUUAAUAAAAAAAGAUGUUAAUCACAAAAGUUGUUUAUUUAAUAAUAUUAAUCUAUUUAAUGUUAAGCAAAAAUGAAAUAAAAACGUUGCAGUUACUUUACAUUUAGAGUUUUUAAGUGUAAUAUAGUUUUUAUAUUUUAUUGACUGUAAAAUCCUUAAAAUUUAAUGUGUCUUAAGUCUUUGAGACAUUGUGCAAUUUGUUAGCAAGAAAUUUGUGUUUAAUAAAAUCAUCUAGAUAAUUUUUUAAAUUUAUGUUUUAUUUUUUUAUGUUAGCAGCUUUAUUCUUAAGUUAUUAGGAAAAGACCUACUUUGAAAAGUUUAAAUAGAGGUAACAUCAUUUUUCAAUCUAAUUUUAGUCACAAACUGAGAAUCAAGAUUUUUUUUGCUAAUUUAAUCCCGCAUUUCAAUCAAACCAAUUUAUCUUUUCUUGUCCACGCUUUUCAGUUCGCUACAAGUAAGAUCUUUUUGCUUAUCAAGACUUUGUUUAGAUAUGAGUACAUGAAGUGCAAUACUCAUGACGUUGUAAAUAAUAAAUAUAGAAGAAAAAUAUUUUUGUUUAAGUGAAUUAGGAUGGCAUAUUAUUGAAAAAGAAGAAAUAAAAUGUUAAGUUUACCUGUAAAAAAAACUCCAGAAAUGGCUUUGGUUAGGAAAAGUAUUGAAAUGAAAGAAGUUCAGAUAAUCAAGAUGCUAGUUUAUUUCAUACUUAGUAUGAUCAUAAUGUUUAUGCUAAUGAUCAUUUUAAGAUUAAAAUUAAUUUUUUUAGAAAAAA